UUAUUAUUAUUAUUUUUUUUAUUUUUUAUUUUUUUGUCUUUUCUUUAUUUUGACAAGGAUACUCUCUUUUGUUUUAUUUUAUUAUGCCUUUACAAUCGAAGCAUGUUGCCUAUAUAGCUGCCGGUGUGGCUGUUACUGCUGGUGUAGGAUAUUUGAUUUAUUUUGAUCAAAAACGUAGAAGUGAUCCCAAUUUCCGUAAACAACUCAAAAAGGAACGCAAGAAGUUGGCUAAGAAAGAAAAGGUAGAAAAGGAACAAGCUGAACAAGGCAUUAAGGAAUUGAUCGAUCAAGUUGUGGCUAUGGCUAAUGCUGAAACUCUUCCUACCUCACCUGAAGAAAAGGAAAAAUAUUUCAUGACUCAAGUUGCUAAGGGUGAAGCUCUUUGUACACAAGGUCCUAAUUAUUAUCAAGCAGCAGUACUUCCAUUCCUUUUGGCAUUAAAGGUGUAUCCUACUCCUUUGGAAUUGAUCAUGAUCUAUCAAAAGACUAUUCCUGAACCUGUCUUCCAAAUUUUGGUGACCAUCAUGGCUAAAGAACAAAACAAUCGUGUCAAUGCCUUUUAUGAACAAUUCCCUGGUGCUGAAUCUGGAUUAACUUUAGGUGAAAUUCCUGUGGGCAAGAAUCCAGAAGGAAAGACUAUCAUACGUCGUGGCUUGAUGGCUGAAAAGGAAUUUGCUGAAGGUGAUGUUCUCUUUACUGAAGUUCCCUUGGUUUCUGCCUUGUACCCUAAUUUGGAGGGUGUAUACUGUCAUCAUUGUUUAAAGUUUGUGGAUGAACAAAACAAAACAGGAUGUGAUGAUUGUGACUUUGUGAUUUACUGUAGCAAGGAAUGUCAACAACAAGCACAAGGAUAUCACAAGUAUCUCUGUGGCAAGAACUUGAAGAAAAAGGAAGAUAAGACUGAAGAAGAACAAGCUGCUAUUGGUGAACCUGAAGAUCAACAAGUGCCAACAGAUGAAAACGAAACUGAUGCAACUGUUGUGGCUUUCCGGGACUAUGCACGUGAACACAAUCAAAUGUAUCCUUUGAUGAUUGCUGAAUUCUUAUCUGCCAUGGUGACUGAAGAAACUGAAAGAACUAAACGUGGAGAAGCCGAAAAUAACAAGACAUUCACUUCAUGGGAUCAUGUUGAUCGUUUCCGUUACCUAGAUACUCAACCUACUGAAGCUACCAAUCAAGAAAUUAACUUGCUAACAAAAUUAUUAGAUCCUAAGGUGGCUGGCAUCUCUGAAUUUUUAUCAAAUCAAAUUUAUUUAAUGUUGAAGGGUAAACUUUUGUACAAUGCUUAUGCUAUUGAAACUGCGGAUAACUCUUUGGAUAUUCCUGCAUCUCAAGAACAUACUCGUGCUACCUCCUCGGGAAAGAAGAGUGUGGGCGCUGGGCUUUACAAACUAGCAACUUACCUUGGACAAUCUGAAAGCGAAGCCAAUUCAAAGGUGGUAUUCCAAGAUAACAAUCAUCAAUUGACCGUCAUUGCUACCAAGGCUAUUGCAAAGGGUGAUGAAAUCAAAGCUUCUUAUACACUACCGGUACCAACUUCGGCCUCUACUUCUCAAGAAAGACAAAACAAACCAGAAGAAAACAAGGUAGAAACUAAGGAACCUACAGUAUCAUCUGAUGAAAAACAUCAAGUCGAACAGGAAACACCUACAUCAUUAUCAUCAUCAGCGGCAGCCACAACAAAAACAGAAUUAGCAACUGAAAAACAAUGAUUGGAUCCAUUAUAGUUAGAUAUUUUUUAUUAUAUAUCAUAUAUAUAUGUAUAUAUAUAU
This is a messenger RNA of Halteromyces radiatus, 1772 nucleotides long. RefSeq names its product MAS20 protein import receptor-domain-containing protein. Gene Ontology annotation, molecular function: protein binding; transmembrane protein transporter activity. The transcript is spliced from 5 exons. The record is from RefSeq and is a predicted model, not a curated record. Lineage: Eukaryota; Fungi; Mucoromycota; Mucoromycetes; Mucorales; Cunninghamellaceae. Gene Ontology annotation, cellular component: mitochondrial outer membrane translocase complex; mitochondrial outer membrane. The coding region runs from base 84 to 1712 and encodes 542 amino acids. Gene Ontology annotation, biological process: protein import into mitochondrial matrix; tRNA import into mitochondrion; protein targeting.